This is a messenger RNA of Parasteatoda tepidariorum (common house spider), 1773 nucleotides long. The record is from RefSeq and is a predicted model, not a curated record. Lineage: Eukaryota; Metazoa; Arthropoda; Arachnida; Araneae; Theridiidae.
AUGACUAUUCCUAGAUUAGAACUGUCUGCAUGUAAAUGGCUGUUAGCUAAAUCAUUUGUUCGUACCGAGUUAACAAAUGAAGAAAAUAAUAAAUCUUAUUAUUUAGACUUGUUAAUAGUUCCAAAAAUUGCGGUUCUUCCACCCACAUUUGUAAACAUAUCGAAUUUAAGUUUAUCUGAAAAAAUAAAACUUGCCGAUAAUAAUUGGAAUAAACCAAAACGAAUUGAUGCUCUUUUAGGAGCAGAAUUAUUCUUCGAACUAUUGGGUACGAAUAAAAUUAAAAUUAAAGAUUCCCAAUUAAUAUUAAUUGAAACGUUUUUUGGUCAUGUUGUAUCGGGAGUUGCGAACAACUUAAAUUCUAAUUUAGAGAAAAUUAACGAUUCGUGUUUUUUACUUGUUGAAACCGAAAAUCUUGAUAAGGCGUUAACUUCCUUUUGGGAAAAUGAAGAUGUAAACGAAACAAAAACUCCCGUCAGUUCAGAAUUAAAUUAUUGCAACGAACUUUUUGAAAACUCGUUUUAUCGAAAAACUAAUGGGAAAUAUGUAGUUCAGAUGCCAUUUAGGAAGGAUAUUAGUGAAAACAACAUACCGUUGGGAGAUUCAAAACAAAUUGCUGAAAAAAGACUUAAUCAAUUAUGGAAACGUUUGUCAAGUAAUCCUGCAAUGAAAGAAUUGUAUGUUUCGUUUUUAAAGGAAUAUGAACUUUUGAACCAUAUGGAAAGGAUAGCAGACAAUUCUGAUUUUGAUGACAGUUAUGGAUAUUUCCUUCCUCAUCAUGGUGUCUUAAAACCAGAUAGCAAAACUACUAAACUUAGAGUAGUGUUUGAUGCAAGCGCCAAAACUGCAAAUGACUGUUCCUUGAAUGAUUUGUUAUGCAAGGGAGGAGUGAUACAAGAUGAACUGUUCUCUAUUAUGCUUCGAUUCAGAAAACAUAUCUAUGCCUUCACCGCAGAUAUUGAGAAAAUGUUUAGACAAAUUGAAAUACUGCCUUCACAAACCAAAUUUCUAAAAAUACUCUGGAAAAAUCACGAAAGUAAACCUACUGAAUCCUACAGACUUAAAACCGUAACAUAUGGCACAGCAUGUGCUCCUUACUUGGCUCAGAAGACUCUUCAACAAUUAGCAAAAGAUGAAGAGAAGGAUUUUCCUUUGGCUUCGAAAGUUGUUUUAGAAGAAUUUUAUAUGGAUGAUUGCCUUACCGUUACUUCUAUUUUAAAUGAAUGUAUUAAGCUUCAGCAAGAUUUAACAGAACUACUUAAAAGAGGAGGAAUGAAAUUACACAAAUGGUGUACUAACUUUGAUUCACAAGACACAGAAUUGGGAGACUUUUCGUUUGAUCGUGACAAUGUUACUAAGAGAGAUGUUUCAUCUCAAAUUGCUCGUUUGUAUGAUCCUCUUGGUCUACUUGGUCCAGUCUUCAGUAAAGCGAAGAUUUUUAUGCAACGGCUUUGGUUGCAUAAGCUAGACUGGAACGAAAAGUUACCAUCCCCUAUUGCCCAAGAAUGGACUUUGUUCAUUAAAACACUUCAUAGUAUAGAAACUAUUCAAGUACCUCGUUACGUUUUGAAGGAGACAUUUUCCGCACUUAUUCUGCAUGGUUUUGCAGAUGCCUCAGAAAAAGCAUUUGGAGCUGUAAUUUACUUACAGACAGUUGCAGAUCCUGAUGAAUCUAUCAGCCAGCUUCUUCGCAGCAAGUCACGUGUAGCACCAAUCAAGACUAUGACUAUUCCAGAUUGGAACUGUCUGCAUGUCUACUCCUUUCAAAACUUGUGA